Thermothielavioides terrestris NRRL 8126 is the source of this 882-nucleotide messenger RNA. RefSeq lists its product as uncharacterized. Gene Ontology annotation, biological process: response to endoplasmic reticulum stress; protein folding. The record is from RefSeq and is a predicted model, not a curated record. The transcript is spliced from 3 exons. Gene Ontology annotation, cellular component: endoplasmic reticulum. Lineage: Eukaryota; Fungi; Ascomycota; Sordariomycetes; Sordariales; Chaetomiaceae. The coding region runs from base 1 to 882 and encodes 293 amino acids. Gene Ontology annotation, molecular function: protein disulfide isomerase activity.
AUGGACCCCCAGGUGUUCGAGCAAGAAUGGAGCUCACUCCUGGACGGCGAAGCAGACGAGAAGUUGGUCAGCGUUGACUGCUCCGUCGAGACAGAACUCUGUCAACGACACGACGUGUCUUCCUUCCCAGCCAUCCGACUGCAUCACCAAAACGGGAGACGGACCCGGUACCGUGGCCCACGAAAAGCAUCCGAAAUCCUAGGAUUCCUUCGCAGGACGACGCGGCCAGCAGUGUCGUUCGUAACAAGCCAGAACGCGACCGCCUUCCAGGCCAUCGACGACGUGGUCUUCAUCGGCCGUUUCGGACCGGACCACGAGCAUCUACGAAGCCAGUUUGACCAAGCUGCUCGGACGUAUCAUGACCGGUUCUCCUUUGCCGUCGCCGAGGCGCGGCAGGGACAAGAGCCGACGCUGGCGUGCUACAACAACCUCGACGGGGAGCACAAGUCGACAGCGGAGUUCGCCAGUCCGAGGGCAAUCCCGGCGUUUGUAAAACUCUGCUCGGCGCCGCUCAUCCCGGAGCUGAUGAGGAGCAACGAGCUGUCGUUCUACGAAAGCCGCAAGAGCAUAGUCCACUACUUCGUCCACAACGAAAAGGAGCGAGAGGCGUACGUCGCGGAGAUGCGGCCGCUUGCCAAGAAGCUCAGAGAGUACCUGCACUUCGUCACGACGGAUGCGAAUGAGUACGCCGAUGCGGCCGAGAUGAUGGGGCUCAGGAGGGGAGCCGGGGGCUUAUCCGUGCAGAACCCCAACACCGGGGAUGUGUACCCGUAUGCUAGGAGGGAGAAGAUCACUGCGGCUACGGUGGAGGCGUUUCUCGGCGAUAUUGUCCAGGGGAAGGUUCAGCCGUGGCGGGGCGAUGCAGGACACGACGAGUUGUAG